Messenger RNA from Boeremia exigua, 1405 nucleotides. RefSeq lists its product as uncharacterized. Bases 37 to 1074 code for a protein of 345 amino acids. The record is from RefSeq and is a predicted model, not a curated record. The transcript has 2 exons. Gene Ontology annotation, cellular component: mitochondrion. Lineage: Eukaryota; Fungi; Ascomycota; Dothideomycetes; Pleosporales; Didymellaceae.
CACGACGAAAUCCACGCGGGCGCCACAACCUCCACAAUGUCGACACAUACCCCUCUUCGGAUAGCCCGAACACCGGCGCACUCAAUUCGCCGCCAGUGUCUCUUCCAACGGCGCCCCGUCCCGUCCACACCACGCUGCCUCGCCGCCGCGCCCGCGCGCGCCUUCUCCUCGACCCCAGCAGCCCGCCACCGAAAGGAUGUCCGGCUCUAUGACCCACGCAUGCAGCUUGCGGGCGCCUCGAAAACCAUCUGGGGCCACCCGGCGCCCAGCGUGCGCAACGGCAACAAGAGCCUCAUGAGGGAGAUGGCCGACGACAUUGGCCUGCUGCAGAACACCAUCAUCCGCGCGCGCUUCCGCGACCUGCCCCGCCCCACCAGCUGGGAGUUUUACAGCUACUUCUGGGCGCUGAUCAAGGCGAAAGCCACCGCGGUGUACACGCGCUCGCACUUCAACCGCUGCGCGCACAAGAAGGGCGCCAAGUCGUAUCUGCCCAUCGACUUCCUCAACCAGAAGCAGCUCAAGGACACCGCGAAGAACAUGUACACCCGCUACUACGAGGCCCUGGCUAGCGCCGACACAAAGGCCCUGCGCGACCUGUGCCUGACCCCCCUCGCCAACGCAGCGCGCACCCAGAUCAACGCGCGCGGCGUCAAGGUGUCGUGGCAACUGCUGAAGUUCAAAUCCGCACGCAUCGUCUCGCACCGCUGCUCGCCGCUCGGCGGCGAGUACCAGGACACCUCGUACCGGCAGUGCGUGGUGCGGCUCGAGUCGGAGCAGCAGCUGACUGUGGUGCCGAUUAUGCCGCGCGCCGGGCAGCGCAGCACGGGCGGGACGGCGUGGGCGCCCGGCGCAGCGCCGAAGCAGAAAGCCGCUGGUGCUCUGUCCGCAGAGAGCGAGGAUGUGCGGACUGAGACGGUCGUGGAGUACGUGGUUCUGCAGACACGGGUCAUGGAGGGCAAGCUGGAUGAGGAGUGGAAGUUGUGGGGCUUCACGACUGAGUCCACGCCAGCGAGGAUCGAGGAGGACGAGGCGUACUGGAGGAAGAUGCUGGAUAUGCAGACUCAGGCAGCAUGAGCGUGAGGUUGCAUUCUCCGAAGCGCGAGAUUGUGAAGCGACGACAUUGUAAACAUAGUCAUGUACAUGCCAAGACAUAGGCCAUUGUAUAAUUCCUGUCAGAUCGACGAUAAGGCUGUUGUUUCUAUACAUGCACGUUGCGGACACUACAUAGAUCAUCAAGUCUGCAGGGUGAGUGAGCCCGCUGUGCUCAGUGCCAGGCAAUCGGCAACAGAGCCGACAGUGCAACGUCACGAGUGGGGCAGCAGUGGGGAACGUAUUCAAGGGUGGGAGUGUGUAUAUUCAUGUCGUGAAAAUUCUAGCCAUUCUCGUCAUGAUAGACGCAUGAAGC